CAGCAUUUAACAUGGACAUAGAAUUGGAGCGCUUUCUCUUACAAGGGCGAGUAAAGGAGGAAACAAUUCAGAAUCUGGUCAAAGACGAGCUUAUUACAGUAGAGGACUUGACUUCUGCCAGUGAGGAGCUUCUGAAGUCUUGCGGAAUUAGUGGGGGUCAAGUGUUAAGAGUCAAGGCUGCAUGUGCUAAGUUUGUAAAAGAGAGUAGCAUGGAGGAGAUAAACUCACAUCCAAGUUCAAGUGAUCUUUCAAUUACUUCAUCCAUUGAGUUAGCAUCUUCUUCAGCCAACGCAUCAAUAUCUUCAGCAAAGUCCUCAUCGUCAUCUUCAACAGAGUCAUCAGCAUCUUCAACUAAGUCAUCACCAUCUUCAGCAAAGUCAUCUCCACCUUCUUUAGCAAAGUCCCUGUCAUCUUCUCCUGCCUCAACACUGUCAUCUUCUUCAUCUUCGAAAUUAUGUGCCUUUAGUCCCUGUCAACCUUUAAACUCAAAGUGUGGUUCAUCUUGGCUGGUGAAUUUUCAGCUUCCAUCUACUUUUUCACCUGCUGUAAACAAGGCACUUGAAGAAAAAAAGUUGACGGGCAACAGGAGGAAUGAGUUGACGAGAGAUGUGUGUUCCAGUCUAAGGGUACACACAAUGUACCCUACAAAGGCAGAGAGGGAGCAUGUUGCCUUCCUUCUCAUAAAAAAGUUUCCUUUUUUGAGAGAUGCCAUUGGCAGUGGAAUUGGUUCCUGGGAAACAGCAUUUAAGAACCGAUUCAAAAACCUGAGGAAAACUGGACAAAAGGGCGUGGAAACAUCCACAGCAAGGAACCAUAAUAAUGACAUGGGAGAAAAAAAAGAACCACAGCCGAAAAAAAGGCGCAUAGAAGAAAUAUUUGAAAUGCCAGAAGGCGAAACAGCAGAGACUUGCCAGGAGCAUGUUAAAGCUAUGAAGAAAGAAAUGGCCCGAUCAUCUAACCGAAAUUUGGCAAUGGUGAAGGAACUCAUGGAGUUGACACAUAGCCACAGAAGGCAGUGGUUCCUCAAAGAAACGGUACCCAUAAGUAGCUUCAUUGAAGAAUACCCAGCACUUAAAACACCAUUUGGGAUAAAGGCAGAGUUUGCAAGAAUUUUGGGCAGGAAAAACCCUGUAAGGGAAAUGACUGAAACUUUUCAGCAGGUCUGGGUGGAGAAAAUCCUGGCAUUUGCCGAACCUCAACAAAUUGCAAAAGAUGUGGUGCCAGCUAUGAAAGAUGCUCUCACAGAAAACCCAUCAAAAAAAAAGGUAAUUUCUAUUGUAAAAUUAUGCAUAAUUUGUCUUCUUGUUGGUUCCCUUCAUAAUACAUACAUUACAUACAUUAUUGACUAGAGGUGUUUUUUUUUUUACCUAAUGUGACUUAUCAUGCACUUUUGAAAUCAGUGUGUGCUUCCAGAAAAUAUCUAUACACACCACACAGAAGGUAUUGCAAAUUUUGCAGUAGUGGGGGUCGUAAAGGCUAAACUUCUAUGGGGAAGUGUGAAGUGGAAUUGCACUCUCUGUGGGAGAAGGUCGAGGAGCUGAAACUGAACAAAAACUUCAGUGGUUAAGGUUUUGAGUAUUUUCUGUAACAUUACAGUUUGUUGUCAUCAUUAUCUUUGUCAUGGUUGUUAAAAUAUUAUUAUAAUUUCCAUCAAAUAUCUUUGCUCAUGCUCAAGUGGUUUAAAUGUGUCACAUGACUGAAUAUUUCCCAGCUCAGACUGGAGAAUAUUUCAGUGAUAUUCCCUAAAUAUUUUAUAAUAAACACAAUCACCUCCAUUUAGCAUAAAAAUAUGCUUGGAUAUUUUCCCAUGGACAUCUGCCCCAAGAAGCUCAUAGUUUUUUUUCAGCUACACUCUUGGAAAACUACGAGCUUCCCCAAAAAGGUAAUGACUGCACAUAAAAAAUAUAUGUCAAAGCAUAAUUCCAGGCCAAAUAGAGACUAUUAAACAAUUAGACCCAUAGCCUCUGAGGGCAAAGGGUCUGAUUGUUUUAGUAUCACCCAACU
Molecule: messenger RNA, 2004 nt
Organism: Orbicella faveolata
Lineage: Eukaryota; Metazoa; Cnidaria; Anthozoa; Scleractinia; Merulinidae
Product: sterile alpha motif domain-containing protein 3-like
Source: RefSeq, a predicted model, not a curated record